AUGGCAGUACCUUCUUCAACUGAUCAGACAACCGAUCUGUACUCCAAAAAGGCAGAAUUCUGGGAGAGCUAUCUCAAAGGACGGCCCAGAGCACCGGAAAGGCUAUUGGACCGUGUCUUCCGCUAUCACGAGGAGCACGGUGGGAGAUGGGAUUGUGCGCAUGACAUAGGUGCCGGAGUCGCCCCGUACGCCAGCGACCUCCGAAGCAGGUUCGCAGACGUCAUCCUUUCAGACAUCUCCCCCGAUAAUGUCGCCGUCGCCCAAGCACGCUUGGGCACGGACGGCUUUAGCUACCGCGCAGCCAGGGCCGAGGACGUGGACGAUAUCACUCCUGGCACCGUGGAUAUGACGUUUGCAAGCACCAUGUUCCACUUCUGCGACGACCAGCACGCUGCCAUGGCUGCCAUGGCAAAGCAGCUGCGGCCAGGGGGCACAUUCGUGUGCUUUUUUGUGGGAUUGGCCUCGUUCGAUGAUCCGGCCGUCUAUGACCUAUACAUGGAUAUCGUACGGACUGGGAACAAAGGGCUGUGCCAGAACGUCAGGGACCCCGAUAAUCUGCUUCGCGCCAUUGAUCGGAUCCGCGGGUUCUACAACGUCGCGCCUCUUGAAGAUGAGCUCUGGCUUCCGGGAGCGCAGAGAAUCUCGCUGAACAUGGGGGACACGGGGACGCCGAGACUUACGGUUCCAGAUAUGGUCCUCGAAACCGAGGAGCCUCUUUACACCGGACCCAGUGAUGUGGAGUCCUUCUUGACAGAAGAUGGCUGGGGGUUUGCCAUGGGUAUCAAUGACAUCAAGCAGCACAUUUGGACCAUGACCUUUUCCGAGUCUGAUGAGUUGACUAGACUGUUCAAUCCCUAG
Messenger RNA from Thyridium curvatum, 858 nucleotides. RefSeq lists its product as uncharacterized. NCBI's taxonomy places the organism in Eukaryota, Fungi, Ascomycota, Sordariomycetes, Thyridiales, Thyridiaceae. Bases 1 to 858 code for a protein of 285 amino acids. Gene Ontology annotation, molecular function: S-adenosylmethionine-dependent methyltransferase activity. The record is from RefSeq and is a predicted model, not a curated record. The transcript is spliced from 2 exons.